Molecule: messenger RNA, 1389 nt
Organism: Spirometra erinaceieuropaei
Lineage: Eukaryota; Metazoa; Platyhelminthes; Cestoda; Diphyllobothriidea; Diphyllobothriidae
Source: the annotation of a GenBank genome assembly
AAGGGUAUGCUACUUAAGUAGUCACUUUUUCAGUGUAUAGUUUUCGUAUGCAGCCGGAAAAAGUUCAUUUGAAAGCCUACAUCCUGAGAUAACUGGAUUAUUAUAGAAUUAUACUACAGACUGGCUAGUUUUACAACCCUACUUAAUUAAGCUUCUGGAAACGGGAACGCAUUUCGAAAUUUCGGCUGACAUUUCAUGAAUCAGCCCACCUUCUGUACGGUCGAUGUGGUCGAAUCUUCGUCGAAAUCGAAGGUCGAACUGCCGAGAUUGUCUGACAGAGCGUCCCCCUCACACAAAGGAUGCAAGGCAUUAGAAAGUGAUGAAUGAGCCAAAUGUCUGGCCUAGUAUCGGGUGAAGUGAGAGGUUAUCACUGGUUGAUUUUCAGACAAGUAGCAUUCUGCAUGUGAACUAGUUCCCGUCCAUACUGAAAGUGAUAAUGGGGCCCAACUUAAUCCCCUGCGUUUUACUCUUCGCGUUAAAACUCGCACAUCCGCAAGUCGUUCUAGCUCGAAAAAAUGGCGUUAAUGAGAUGGGGGAAAGAAGUGCUGUUGAAAAUAGCAACGUGAACUAAUCAUCCACCAAAAUUGUCCGGUGUGGAUCAGGCCGUUCCCGCUCUGUUUGUGUAAGUGAAAAUAGAAACCUUUAUACGGAGGACCUGAGUUUGUCAGUUGUCUAUCUACGGUCAUUGGUGCUGGGUGGUCGCAGGCAGUGUGGCCGAUUACCGAUACAUGCGAAGUGUGGCGGAUGUUUCGCUCAAGUUACCACUCCUCUCCCGGCAUAAUGGCCGGCCUUGUCAGCGCGAACAAACCAUCCCAAAGAAAACUUACUCGCCUGAAGUCAAGACAUGACCUCCUAACGACGACAGGAUUUCCCACCGGCCUGCGCCGGACGUCACACUGCUGCCGGUUUUUUUUGCGGCCCUUUGUCCCAGGUGAGGCGUCGUCUUAAUUUGUACGUGCUUUCCGUAACCUACUAUUGAAGACAGUAGUGUGUGCCCAGACGACUUCCUCCACUGUCCCUUUUCCCGUCCAUGCAUUUGAAAUAAACUACUCGUGUCACUAGUUCCAUUCGGCUCUUCUCUUCCGUUCCUCUCCUAGGCUACGCCCUGGUCGAGCCGCCGGGUGUCAUGUCUGAAAAAUCCGUCUUCGGCAUCAGACAGGAUGUUAACCCAGCCUCGCUGAAAACAUACACUGUAAGUUAUAUAAAUCACCCUGCCCCCCCCUCCCUCGCCCGCCAUUCGUCCUCCUAACUAUCUCCGUCUCCCCUCCCUGCCGUUCUUUUUUUCAGGAUGCCGUCAAGCUCUCUAGGACCGGGGUCUGCUCCGUCCCAUACGAGUCCUUCCUCACUUAUGUGCACACAGUCAGGGAGAAGGGUCGCCUGGGUUGUUGA